CGGUGCAAGACACGCCUACCCGGGCACCCAGGAAAUACUAAUCGAAUCCCCUCAUUGCAACAGCUUUAAACUGCUCAUGUCAUCAUCCAAUCAGUGAAGACUUACCCCGGAAGGAAGCAACACCCCACCCACUGUGUGUUUUUGCUGUAAAAUGAAAUGAACUGAAACUUCUCUAAAAAUUGUAAAUGUAAGUUUCACUAUCAUCAAGCCGAUUUGUCACAUUGUUUCCUGUGUGUAUCAUUUUGUGGAAUUUCGUUGAAGAGUGUAAGGUAAGACAGAAAUGAAUAGAUACGGAUACAAAUUAUUUAAUUCAAAGUAUCAUAUAGGCGAGAUUAUGAGUGAUCGUAAAUAGUCUACCAUAUGGUACUUGGAUGCUCUGGGGUUGGGUUGUCUCUUAGGCACACACAAAAAAAUUAUAUUACCCGCUGGGUAAGUAGGUUUAAUAAUAAGGUAGUGAUCCUGAGUGGCGCAGCGGUCUAAGGCACUGCAUCGCAGUUCGAUCCCGGGCUGUAUCACUACGGACAGUGAUCGGGAGUCGCAUAGGGGAGGGUUUGGCCAGGGUAGGUCGUCAUUGUAAAUAAGAAUUAGUUCUUAACUGACUUGCCUAGUUAAAUACAAUUUAAAAAAUGGUCACUGAUGAAGUCUGGAUAAUGGUCACUGUAAGUCGCUCUGGAUAAGAGCGUCUGCUAAAUGACCAAUUUAUUUUAUAUUUAUAUGAAUGCAAAGCCGGAUGUUUGAACCGGGAAAUAGUUAGAGAUGAGGGAAUGGGGAAGCAGAUCUGAAAUACAGAAGGCCUUGUAACGUCACUACUUCUGCCACACAUCCUCCCUGUUUCCUUGGAAGUAAACAUUGACCUACCAUAGAAUUACAAGUGUAAGCACCGGUUCUUCUAUAUUACAUAGCUUUUGACUUUACUGUCUGUCUGUCUGUCCGUCUGUGUCUGUCAGAUGGGGUAUAUGCAGGUAGAGGAGCACACCUCCAACAUGUUACACCUGAAGAGAUCACCUGGCAUCCGCUCCUGGUCGCUGCUUGUAGGUAGGAUCAUUGUGUGUGUGUGUGUGUGUGUGUGUAUGUACAUUCAGUGUAAAUAUGUAUUUAUUUGAAUGCAAUGUCAAAAUAAAUUGACCCAGCAUUUAGUCCUUUUUCUGAUUACAGGUAUUGCGUCCAUUGGCCUGGCUGCUGCAUACUACACCUCAGGUAUAACCCGAUUUACAACCGUCACCAUACUACACCUCAGGUAUAACCUGAUUUACAGGCGUCACCAUACUACACCUCAGGUAUAACCCGAUUUACAGGCGUCACCAUACUACACCUCAGGUAUAACCCGAUUUACAGGCGUCACCAUACUACACCUCAGGUAUAACCCGAUUUACAACCGUCACCAUACUACACCUCAGGUAUAACCCGAUUUACAAUCGUCACCAUACUACACCUCAGGUAUAACCUGAUUUACAGGCGUCCCCAUACUACACCUCAGGUAUAACCCGAUUUACAGGCGUCACCAUACUACACCUCAGGUAUAACCCGAUUUACAGGCGUCACCAUACUACACCUCAGGUAUAACCCGAUUUACAAACCGUCACCAUACUACACCUCAGGUAUAACCCGAUUUACAAUCGUCACCAUACUACACCUCAGGUAUAACCUGAUUUACAGGCGUCCCCAUACUACACCUCAGGUAUAACCCGAUUUACAGGCGUCACCAUACUACACCUCAGGUAUAACCCAAUUUACAGGCGUCCCCAUACUACACCUCAGGUAUAACCCGAUUUACAGGCGUCACCAUACUACACCUCAGGUAUAACCCGAUUUACAACCGUCACCAUACUACACCUCAGGUAUAACCCGAUUUACAGGCGUCACCAUACUACACCUCAGGUAUAACCCGAUUUACAGGCGUCACCAUACUACACCUCAGGUAUAACCAGAUUUACAGGCGUCACCAUACUACACCUCAGGUAUAACCUGAUUUACAGGCGUCACCAUACUACACCUCAGGUAUAACCUGAUUUACAGGCGUCACCAUACUACACCUCAGGUAUAACCCGAUUUAUAGGCGUCACCAUACUACACCUCAGGUAUAACCUGAUUUACAGGCGUCACCAUACUACACCUCAGGUAUAACCCGAUUUAUAGGCGUCACCAUACUACACCUCAGGUAUAACCUGAUUUACAGGCGUCACCAUACUACACCUCAGGUAUAACCUGAUUUAUAGGCGUCACCAUACUACACCUCAGGUAUAACCUGAUUUACAGGCGUCACCAUACUACACCUCAGGUAUAACCCGAUUUAUAGGCGUCACCAUACUACACCUCAGGUAUAACCAGAUUUACAGGCGUCACCAUACUACACCUCAGGUAUAACCAGAUUUACAGGCGUCACCAUACUACACCUCAGGUAUAACCUGAUUUAUAGGCGUCACCAUACUACACCUCAGGUAUAACCUGAUUUAUAGGCGUCACCAUACUACACCUCAGGUAUAACCCGAUUUACAGGCGUCACCAUACUACACCUCAGGUAUAACCAGAUUUACAGGCGUCACCAUACUACACCUCAGGUAUAACCUGAUUUAUAGGCGUCACCAUACUACACCUCAGGUAUAACCCAAUUUACAGGCGUCCCCAUACUACACCUCAGGUAUAACCUGAUUUAUAGGCGUCACCAUACUACACCUCAGGUAUAACCUGAUUUAUAGGCGUCACCAUACUACACCUCAGGUAUAACCUGAUUUAUAGGCGUCACCAUACUACACCUCAGGUAUAACCCGAUUUACAGGCGUCACCAUACUACAGCACUGCUUUAGUUGAGUACAGAAACAGUCUGGUACCUAGGCCAGUCAUCAUUGACAUAAUUAAGACAGAAAAAUACCUGUCUCUCUUCCCUCUUUUUUCCUGUCUUUCCAGACAGUAUCCUGUGGAAGCUGUUCUACGUGACGGGCUGUCUGUUCGUGGCCAUGCAGAACAUGGAGGAGUGGGAGGAGGCAGUGUUUGAUAAAACCAAGAAUGUGAUUGAGCUGAAGUCCUUCAGUCUGUACGCCCUGAUUCUCACCAUGUGGAGGAGAGGCCAGGAGAAAGGUGAGGAACAUCAUCACCUAAUGUGUCCUGUACUUUCACAUUGACUCUCCUUUAACAAUAAGGGUAGGAUGAUGGGAUGAGUUUUCAAAUCCAGUAAACGCAGGGGUCUUCAACCGUGGUCUUGGAGAGCUACAGGAAUUUUGCUCCACAAACUCACCCUCUCUCCUCCUGUCUCCCAUCUCCCUCCCGUCUCCCUCCCGUCCCCCUCCCGUCUCCAUCCCAUCCCCUGCCUCUCUCUCCCGUCCCCCUCCCGUCUCCCUCCCAUCUCUCUCCCGUCCCCCUCCCAUCUCCCUCCCAUCCCCCGUCUCCCUCCCAUCUCUCUCCUGUCUCCCUCCCGUCUCCAUCCCGUCCCCCUCCCGUCUCCUCCCAUCCCCUGCCUCUCUCUCCCAUCUCCCUCUCGUCUCCCUCCCAUCUCCCUCCCAUCCCCCGUCUCCCUCCCAUCUCCCUCCCAUCCCCUGCCCUCUCCCGUCUCCCUCCCAUCUCCCUCCCAUCCCCCCCCCGUCUCCCGUCCCAUCUCCCUCCCAUCCCCUGGCCUCUCUCUCCCGUCGCCCUCCCAUGCCUCCCCCGUCUCCCUCCCAUCUCUCUCCCCCGUCUCCCUCCCAUUCCCCCUCCCGUCUCGCCUCCCAUCCCCUGCCUCCUCUACCCCUCCGCCCAUCUCCCGCCCAUCCCCGGCCUUCUCUUCCCGUCUCCAUCCCGUCUCCCCUCCCAUACUCCCUCCCAUCCCCUGUCCUCUCGCCCGUCUCUCUCCCAUCCCCCUGCCUCUCUCCCAUCUCCGUCCCGUCUCCCUCUCAUCUCCCUCCCAUCCCCUGCCUCUCUCCCGUCUCCCUCCCAGCUCUUCUCCCGUCUCCGCUCCCCGUCCCCUGCCCUCCUCCCGUCCUCCCUCCCGUCCCCCCCUGUGCCUCUCUCCCGGCUCCCUCCCAUCCCCUGCCUCUCUCCCGUCUCCCUCCCGUCCCCUGCCUCUCUCCCGUCUCCCUCCCAUCCCCUGCCUCUCUCCCGUCUCCCUCCCAUCCCCUGCCUCUCUCCCGUCCCCCUCCCGUCUCCCUCCCGUCCCCUGUCUCUGUCUCUCAGUGGUGCUGGACAUGAGGCACCUGCGUGACGUGUGUGUUCAGGAGGAGAAGGUGCGCUAUCUGGGGAAGGGCUACCUGCUGGUUCUGCGGCUGACAACAGGUUUUUCCUACCCCCUCACACAGAGCGCCACCAUGGGCGGACGCAGGUACGACUGGGGUCUGGAAGGGGAAGAGAUGGGGUCUUAUAAUAGACAUAACAUGGAAGAUGUUGUGUUAAAGGAUCAGAUCACAGGUCUCCCAGGAUAGGAUAAUAUUGUAGAAUAUUCAGCAGUAUAUUGUAGAAUAUUGUAGAAUAUUUAGUGGUAUGGAAUAGAAGUCAAAUCAGCCAUGCUGUCUAGUCUUAAUCACAACUAGUUGUUUGAUCAUUUUCUUUCCCCCGCUCUGUCAGUGAUGUGGAAGCGGUGGCUUCGUUGCUCAAGCGCUUCCUGGGUCUGGAGGAGCUCCAGUGUCGUUGGGAGCAGGAGGAAGAGGAUGAGGAAGAGGAGGAAGAGGACCCAAGCACUGACUCAGAAGAAGAGGGGGACUAUGAACCCUCAGUGCAGUAGAGAUGAGGAGAGGAAGCCACUGUAGACAUGAAAUGCACACAAAUAUAUUUUACAGCAUUUCAUAGUAUUAUCCCUGAUACUGUAAAUUGCCUUAAAUACUUUCUAGAAUGGUAGUUUUCCACAAAAUAUUUAAACUAAAUCAUAGUUUGGUGUGUGGCCUGUUCUUAAAGACCAAUGAUCAUUACUGUAUAACUGCAUUACAGACUAAUACUUAUAAUUACAGUGCCUUUCUAUUUAAAUGUCAUCAGUAUUUGUGUGGAAAAACUCAUUCAAACAUGCCCACAGAAUAGGGAACACAUUUAGUGUGUUUGAGACCACUCAAGUGAGAAUCUUCUAUGCAUGACUCUACUCACUACAACCAUUCAUCUGAGUGCAUGUGACCGUAAACUAUAAUCAAGCAUGAAGGAUUUCCAGGGAUCAGUUAAGAAUGUAUGCCUGUUUUUAUGUGAAAGUUAAUACUUGCAUGUUCAUGUGUCUGUCAGCAUUCAUAGGUCUUAUUACUAGGGCCAGAGAGAAACUGGGAAGGCAAAACAUUUCAAAACCUAUUGAAAGGACUUCAUCUAACAUGGUUUAAUAUUCAUAGAGAAAGCUACAGAUUUAGUCUCGCCCUAUAUGAAAGAUCAGUCUCAGGUAACAUUCCUGUCCAUAGACUGUAUUGUGUUAGUAAUAAUGUGUAUAUUUGACAGGUGUGCUGUAUUACAUUGUAUCUGGACAGUUUUAACUACUGUGUCUGUUAAUGAGAGGAAGGUGAGUGUAGAUGUCUUGUGUUGCUUGGAAGAAAGAGGAUGAAUGAGAGAUUUGUACGUUUAAACAUUUUUUAAUGUGUCCAGUUGCUGCUGGAGGACUGCAGGUACUGAUUUACCUUCUUUUUUUUUGUAUUUUCAUACAUUAAUUUGUGCAUUUUUUUGUAACAAAAGAACAAAAAGGGGAAUUCAAUUAAAGUAGCUUUUUGAUAA
Messenger RNA from Coregonus sp. 'balchen', 5643 nucleotides. Lineage: Eukaryota; Metazoa; Chordata; Actinopteri; Salmoniformes; Salmonidae. The record is from the annotation of a GenBank genome assembly.